AUGACACCGAAAGUGAAGAAGGAAGCCCCUGCCCCUCCCAGAGCUGAAGCCAAAGCAAAGGCUUUGAGGGCAAAGAAAACAGCGCUGAAAGUUCCCCCUGGCUACCGAGUCAGCCGUGAAGAAGAUAGAAGACAACUUGUGUUCGUUGUGGAUGUCAAGGCCAACAAGCACCAGAUCAAACAUGCCAUGAAGGAGCUCUAUGACAUUGAUGCGACCAAGGUCAACACCCUGGUCAGGCCUGAUGGAGAGGAGAAAGCCUGUGUUCAACUGGUUCCUGACUAUGAUGCUUUGGACGUUGCCAACAAAAUUAGGAUCAUCUAA
Molecule: messenger RNA, 321 nt
Organism: Pteronotus mesoamericanus
Lineage: Eukaryota; Metazoa; Chordata; Mammalia; Chiroptera; Mormoopidae
Product: 60S ribosomal protein L23a-like
Exons: 2
Coding region: 1-321 (106 amino acids)
Biological process (GO): ribosomal large subunit assembly; translation
Cellular component (GO): cytosolic large ribosomal subunit; ribosome
Molecular function (GO): structural constituent of ribosome
Source: RefSeq, a predicted model, not a curated record